Molecule: messenger RNA, 1804 nt
Organism: Aedes albopictus (Asian tiger mosquito)
Lineage: Eukaryota; Metazoa; Arthropoda; Insecta; Diptera; Culicidae
Gene: Cln3
Product: battenin
Exons: 5
Coding region: 302-1651 (449 amino acids)
Biological process (GO): regulation of intracellular pH; lysosome organization
Cellular component (GO): lysosome; membrane
Source: RefSeq, a predicted model, not a curated record
CGUCGUCUCGUCAUUUGUACCGACGAUCGAGUAGUCUAGUCGCAACGGUUGAACGAAUAGGUCGUCAUCGCCGCGAUCAACGUAGACUCGCCACGCGACCUUCCGUAAGUCGGUUCCGCUGGACGCGAUGUUAGUAAAUAGUUGAUGCACAUAAUUAGAUUUUGUUUUUGCAAAGUGUUUCCCCGUACAGUGAUUAUAUUUGUGAUUGCGAGAAAGUGAUAGAUAGUUGUGCUGUGUAGUGAAUAAGGGGAAGUUUUUUAUUUAUAGUAUUAUAGUCCAGUAAGCAGCAACAAAGCAAGCGAUGAUGGCAGACGAUAGCGUUGGAACCAUGACGACCACUUCGGCAGUAGCCGAAGACGAACGUACGCUGAAUGAUGACGACCAACGGCCACGCGAUCGGGGUCUGUGGCGCGAUCUUGUGGCUUACUGGAUCCUGGGGCUAUGCAACAACUACGGUUACGUGGUGAUGUUAACAGCAGCGCACGACAUUCUCAAGGAACUGGAUGGCGGCGAUGACCACGGCAAGUCGAUCAAUGAAUACAGCAUUGCGAAUUCAACCAUGCGGUCCGACGGAGCCUUCGAUUUUGCCACCGAAAAACGACCUUGCAACAAGAUAUCAACCGGAGCCAUCCUUUUAGCAGACAUCCUUCCGGCCUUGUCGGUGAAACUGGUUGCCUCGUUCUUCCCACUGUGGAAACAUGUGCGAGUGGCAACGUGUAUCCUGUUGGCAGCGGCUGGAUUCAUUCUAGUUGCUUUCGCUGACGUAGAAUGGAUACUGUUCCUUGGUGUGAUCUGUACCUCGUUCGGAUCCGGUCUCGGAGAAGCUACAUUCCUCGCCUAUGCCAGUUAUUUCAACAAAAACGUAAUCUCGACUUGGUCCUCGGGAACGGGUGGUGCUGGAGUUAUCGGCGCCUUAUCGUACACAGGCCUUACCGCGCUCGGUCUUUCGCCAAAAGCCACCAUGUUGGUCAUGUUGGUAGUUCCUACGAUUGAAGCGGGCUCAUUUUGGCUGCUUUUACGCCACAAAGAUACUAGCCUGGGACCACAGCUGCCAAACCCCGAAGCGGAGAAAACGCACCAGGCCAACGGAAAUGCUUUGCAGGAGCACGAACGCCCUCUGGAGAACUGGAGGCAGAAAAUCAACUAUAUCCCGUCUUUGUUCAUCUACAUGAUUCCAUUGAUUCUGGUAUACUUGUUCGAGUACUUCAUCAAUCAAGGAUUGUUCGAAUUGGUGUACUUCCCGGGAAUUUUCCUAACGCAGUCGGAGCAGUACCGUUGGUAUCAAGUCCUGUAUCAAGUUGGUGUAUUCAUCUCCCGCUCGUCGGUCAACAUUGUCCAGUUCAAGCAGGUCUGGAUCAUGGCCGUGCUGCAGUUUGUCAACGUGGUAUACUUCACAUUCGAAGCCGUCUAUCUGUUCACCCCGUCCAUCUGGAUUAUUUUCGUACUGAUCCUGUGGGAGGGUCUCCUAGGAGGCGGAGGUUACGUCAACACCUUCUACCGAAUGCAGAUCGAGGUACCGGAAGCUCGACGAGAGUACGCCAUGAUGAUUACCUCAAUUUCGGAUUCGGUUGGCAUUGCACUGGCCGGAAUUGCAGCUAUUCCCUCACACAACGCCAUCUGUGACCUACCGGUGCCAGAUCGGUUACUGUAACACUACUAUCCUCUACUAUCUUAUCCUCAUCGUUGCAUUUUUCUGUAUAUAGAACAAACUUUAUACAAACUGAUAAUUACCGUAUGCUGUAAGAGACAAAUUUUCACUACGCUGUGAAACAACAAUAAAACUUUAUGACCAACACAAUCUAAA